Cordyceps militaris CM01 is the source of this 1506-nucleotide messenger RNA. RefSeq names its product Protein kinase-like domain. NCBI's taxonomy places the organism in Eukaryota, Fungi, Ascomycota, Sordariomycetes, Hypocreales, Cordycipitaceae. The transcript has a single exon. Bases 1 to 1506 code for a protein of 501 amino acids. The record is from RefSeq and is a predicted model, not a curated record.
AUGGAACGGGCACGCGGUUUCAACGACGAAAUAGUCGGACACGCGGUGCACCGCGCGCGCGACCGAUUCGUCGAGCAGCUACGGAGCCGCGAGAACGAGAUUCUCACGCUCGCGGCGAAACAUUGCGGCCACGCGUCGGCGCGCUUCUUCCCCUCGCGGGCUGUGGGCGACUACUAUGCCCGCGGCAGCUACAAUGCCUUGUUCUUUGUCGAGUUUGCCGACGGCAGCCGGUCUGUCGUGCGCAUCCCGAUUCGGCCUACCCUUGCCUACUGCCCGCGCCUCAAGCUGCAGUGCGAAAUCGCUACCAUGCAGCACGUGUCUGAAACGACUACCAUCCCUAUCCCUAGGAUUCUGGCUUACGCGCUGGAGAGCGGCACCGAUCCCUUGUCCACGUUUCUCGUCCUCGAGUACAUUGACGGCAAUGUGCUCUCGCCUGCUGCCUUUGGAAGCCUCCCUGCGGAUGCCAAGAGGACGCUCUACGAAUCGCUCGCCGAUGUGUACGUGCAGCUUCGACGCCAGGAGUUCCCCUCCAUUGGCCGGCUCAAACUCGGGGCCACUGGCGUAGCAGCCCACACGGCGACGGUUGAUAUCAACAUGAUGCUGCUCGAGGGCUUGAACCCGCUCAGCAUACAAGAUUUCUAUCACGGCGAGUCCGGCAUCCUAAAAUCAGCCAAUCAGUACACAAAGAUGCAAUUAGCUAUUGGAUUCAAUGCCUUUGUCAAGAGUCGGAGCGCUCUGGACCCCGAGCUGGCGCUCGAACGCAUCUACAACCACCACAGAUUCAGCAAGCAUGUCCAAAGCUGGCUAGAUCCAAAGAUGGAUGAGGGACCGUUUGUGCUUGUGCACGGUGACUUACAGCUGUCCAAUCUAAUGUUAGAUGACGAUGCGCGCGUCAUUGGCGUGCUCGACUGGGAAUGGAGCCGAAUAGUUCCCUUACAGUUUCUGACGCCACCCCUUUGGCUCAGUGGCACCGAUUUUGUCCAACUAGGGCACCCCAAUUCAUGGUGCCUAUUUCACAUGAAGCAGCUUGCCGACUUUCUACGGAUACUCAAGGUGCAAGAGGACAAGAUGUUUCAGAACAGCACGCUCUACGACGAAUGGAGCGGCCGCACCGAGAACGCGGAGCCGCUGGUUGCGAAUGCCCUCGAGAGCUGGACCGAUAUGGAAUUGUUUGCCCAUAAUUGGCUGGGAAAGGCGGUGUCGCCUACCGACGAAGUCUUGAGGGCAUUCGCCGACGAGGACCCCCUACGGGGGCUGAUGGCAGACAUAAAAGCACGCGACGCUCGGAAGUAUCAGCACGAACUGAAUAACUUGAACUUGAGCUCAGAGAAUGACGAGUCUAAAAAUCAAACUGAAGAACAUGCGGGCAUGGCAAAAAUCAUGGGCUGGAUGUCCCAACAACAAGGCAUCCCAGCCGCGGCUUGCAUCGGCUUCACUAUCGCAGCUUCCAUAUCAAUCGCUGCCGUGUGGUUGAGGUUGCGCCCCAGCUCUAGCCCCAGCCUCUGA